Aedes albopictus (Asian tiger mosquito) is the source of this 1316-nucleotide messenger RNA. RefSeq names its product surfeit locus protein 4 homolog (gene Surf4). The record is from RefSeq and is a predicted model, not a curated record. The coding region runs from base 349 to 1161 and encodes 270 amino acids. The transcript has 4 exons. Gene Ontology annotation, biological process: Golgi organization. Lineage: Eukaryota; Metazoa; Arthropoda; Insecta; Diptera; Culicidae. Gene Ontology annotation, cellular component: membrane; endoplasmic reticulum; endoplasmic reticulum-Golgi intermediate compartment.
CAUCAACAGCUCGCUCGCUUGACUGGCAGGCUGCAAACGAGACGUCGGUCGUCGGUUCGAACACGGAAUUUCAUCGCUCUUCGAGUCCUGAGUGCUGCUUGCUGCUGGUACAGGAGAAAGUCUGACUCCCGUCUUACAGCGAGGGUUUUCCCCGAUUAUUUCACGCGCAAUUCUGUGUAGACUUUGUGCCGGGAAGGAACUUCCGGCACCCGUGCGCUUCCUGACGUUGUGAGAAAGAUUGUGAAACGAAACCAUCUCCAGUGGGGAGCGGUGGUGGGAUCAAAGCUGAAGGACGAAUAGUGUUUAGAAGGAGAAGCAGCUGCUACCGCACAGAGGAACACCACAACCAUGAAUAUACCGAACCAAUAUCUGGAGAAGACUGAAGACGUUGCGGACCAGGUGAUCCGCAAGGGAAAGCACGUCCUGCCGCAUGUGGCCCGGCUCUGUCUGAUUGCGACCUUCCUGGAGGAUGGCAUCCGGAUGUGGGUCCAGUGGAACGAACAGCGCGAAUAUAUGGACAUGAGCUGGGGAUGUGGCAAGUUCCUCGCGACGGUCUUUGUGCUCAUCAACCUGGUGGGGCAGAUCGGUGGCUGCGUGAUGGUGCUGGGCCGGUUAAAGGUGACCAUCGCCUGCGGAAUCCUGUUCUUCAUCGUCGUGCUGCAGACCAUCGCCUACUCGAUCCUGUGGGACAUUCAGUUCCUGCUGCGAAACCUGGCACUAAUCGGCGCCCUGUUGUUGGUAUUGGCAGAAUCUCGAGGUGAAGCUCGCAGCCUGUUUGCCGGCGUUCCAUCGCUCGGCGAGAACAAACCGAAGAACUUCAUGCAGCUGGCCGGACGUAUCCUGCUGGCGUUCAUGUUCAUCACCCUGCUUCGGUUCGAGCUGAGCUUCCUGCAGGUCCUGCAGGACAUCCUCGGGUCCAUCCUGAUGGUCCUAGUCGUGGUCGGCUACAAGACGAAACUGUCCGCACUGAUCCUGGUGGCGCUGCUGACCGUGCUCAAUCUGUACCACAACGCCUGGUGGUCCAUUCCGGCCUACAAACCGCUGCGGGACUUUUUGAAGUACGACUUCUUCCAGACUCUGUCCGUGAUCGGUGGACUGCUCAUGAUCGUCUCGCUCGGCCCGGGAGGCGUCUCGAUGGACGAACACAAGAAGAAGUGGUAAACCAGAGACAAAGCAAGCGAGCGUGGAACGAUCCGCCGUCUAUCCAUCCACCGCCUACUUAUUUGAUUGAUAUUCGUUCCGUCAUCGUGUGAAAGAGACAAACCGAGAGCAAGCGAAUAAACUGAAAGAGAGCGAGAGGCAGCGCGAGCGACACA